AAAUGCUACGUUUCUAAACAGGGUAUUUGAAAUAAAUUAAAGAGUAGCGUGUACGAGCUAUGGUUGGGUGACCUAAUCGUCCCAUCGUCGAUUUUGUUCUCCGAUCGAAGUUUCCUGUGAUGAGCUGUAGUAAUCUAGCAAUUCUCACCGAUGAAAUGAAGGAUUGACCAAAAGAUUGGGUAUAUAUGGCGGAUAAGAGGAAGAUCAAGACCGAAGCUAGCAGUAGCAGCAGUAACAUCAAUAAUGGUAGAGGCGAAAGCGUCGUCGUCGAUGUUGGUCGCCGGAGAAGCUCUUGCGGUUAUUGCAAAUCCGACUCCAACACCAGUAUUACUCACGGUUUAUGGGCACACAGUUUGACUGUUCAUGACUACCAAGCUCUUCUUGACAGAGGUUGGAGGAGAUCUGGCUGUUUCCUCUACAAGCCUGAGAUGGAAAAGACAUGUUGCCCCUCAUACACAAUUCGUUUGAAAGCAAGUGAUUUUGUUCCUUCCAAAGAGCAAGUCCGUGUAUCCAAACGAAUGCAAAGGUUUCUAGAAGGUUCAUUGACCGUUAAGAAACCAGACGAACAAAACGAGCCAUCAAGUGAUGCAAUCCGCCUUUCAGAUAGUGAUGAUCAUGGUAAAGCAGAUAACAGCAUCGAGAACUAUUUAUCCAAUGAGAUCGAUUCCAUAGUAGUCACAUGCACCCAACGCGGGGAGUUCCCAAAUGACAUAAAUGCCCCUAAAGCUUCUGUAAAACCCGUUGCACCAUCGAAGCGCAAGUUACAAGCCGAAGAAGCACACGACCUUUUGUACUCCAGCAACAUUUCUUUUCAGAUAUCCGCUGCUUUAAAACGAGGCAACAAGACUAUCCAAAAAGACAACCAAAGCAUCGACCCGAACCCGAAACUGAUCGCGGAAAUGCUAUCAGGGCAUUUAAGUAAUUUAACACCACCUCUCCAUUUGUCUGUGAAAGCUUGCAACGGACAUAUAAACUUCUAUUCCACCGAGAUACAACCACCACACACGGAAUCAAUAACCGGAAAGCCUUCUUCGGUUUGUAAAGACUCUUCUUCCACCAGUGGCACCAAGGGUAUUUCUGUAAAUAAACAGAGUCUUGAGAUCCGUUUAAAAAGAUCCGGGUUUGACCCGGAAGAGUACGCGCUAUACAGGAGAUACCAAAUUAAAGUGCAUAACGACACACCGGAUCACGUGACUGAAAGCUCUUACAAACGGUUUUUGGUGGACAGUCCUUUGAUUUUUGUCCCCACAAAUGGUGAUGUCAGUGUUCCACCUUGUGGAUUCGGUUCUUUUCAUCAACAGUAUUUGAUUAAUGGGAAGCUGAUUGCAGUUGGUGUGAUUGAUAUUCUUCCUAAAUGUUUAUCCAGUAAAUAUUUGUUUUGGGAUCCGGAUCUUGCCUCUUUGUCACUGGGUAAAUACUCGGCAUUACAAGAAAUAAAUUGGGUGAGAGAGAAUGAAAAACAUUGUUCUAGCUUGCAGUAUUAUUAUCUUGGCUAUUAUAUUCACUCUUGUAGCAAGAUGAGAUACAAAGCAGCUUAUCGCCCAUCUGAGCUUCUCUGUCCUCUUCGUUAUCAGUGGGUUUCUUUUGAUAUUGCAAAGAGGUUGCUUGAUAGAAAGGCGUAUGUUGUGUUGUCUGAUUAUGCUAACUUGCUAGAUGAGGGAGAUAUGUCAGCUAAUAAUAAUAAUAAUAAUAAGAAGAAUGUGGUGGAAGAUCAAACUCAAAGAGGUGAAGAGGAAGAAGAAGAUGAGCGAUUUGGAGAAGGAUCAAAUGAUGUUCGUAUGGAUGGGGAUGAAGAAAUGUCUGAAGUUGCUUUUGAUGAGUCUGAUGAGUCUGAUGACGAUGAUGGAACAGGUAGUCUGACGCCUGUAGAAAUGCAAAAAGAUGUGAGUAAUAUUGUUAUUGGUUUGAAGGGAAUGCAUCUGAAAUACAAGGACAUACGACAAGCUUUUGGAGCGAAUGAAAGAAAUUAUCUGGAAAAUCAGUUGCAUAAAUACGCGACGGUUGUGGGUACGGAUCUGUCUGAGAGAAUGAUUUAUUCGCUUGGUUGAUGCAUAUUCAGAAAUCAUCAGAAGCAAGUAAGGUUGAAAUGCUUUUCAGAACAAGAGCUCCUACUUUCAUAUCAUUUGUUAAAAAAAAAAAAAAAGAAAA
Messenger RNA from Lactuca sativa (garden lettuce), 2148 nucleotides. Its product is annotated as arginyl-tRNA--protein transferase 1. Gene Ontology annotation, biological process: protein arginylation. Gene Ontology annotation, cellular component: cytoplasm. Gene Ontology annotation, molecular function: arginyl-tRNA--protein transferase activity. The record is from RefSeq and is a predicted model, not a curated record. NCBI's taxonomy places the organism in Eukaryota, Viridiplantae, Streptophyta, Magnoliopsida, Asterales, Asteraceae.